Messenger RNA from Rotaria socialis, 834 nucleotides. NCBI's taxonomy places the organism in Eukaryota, Metazoa, Rotifera, Eurotatoria, Philodinida, Philodinidae. The record is from the annotation of a GenBank genome assembly.
AUGUUUGACGAUGAAGAACACACAGCAAAAUAUCGCCUUCAUAGACCUGGUUAUCCAAAGAAAAUAUUUGAACAUAUUCUUGAUUAUUAUUUUGAUGGAAAAAUUACAGAUAAAAAAAUCCCACUUGCACUCGAUGUUGGGUGUGGCAAUGGACAAGCCACAGUGGAUCUUAGCUCAUUUUGCGAACGAGUUAUUGGUAUUGAUGUUAGCGCAAAUCAAAUUGCUUAUGCUAUUCAAAGAGAUAACAUCGAAUAUCAAUGUCAUACGGCAGAAGAUCUAUCUUUUCUACAAUCAAAUUCUGUUGAUCUAAUCACAAUUGCAACAACACUACAUUGGCUUGAUAUAGAAAUGUUUCUUGAAGAAGCUAAACGUGUACUUAAACCAAAAACAGGUGUACUUGCUAUAUGGACUUACGCAUUGGGCACUUUAGAUAACCCUAAAGCUGAUGCUAUGUAUCAUGAAUUUCACCACGUUCUAUUAUUUUCAUAUUGGAACGCGAAACGAUGGUUAGCUGAUGAUUAUUAUCAAUCUCUUGUACCUCUUUUACCAUAUAAAUCAACGUUAUGUCAAUAUACAAUUGAAAAUCGAACAGAAACAACAAUUGGACAUUUUUUUGGCUUUAUUGAAUCAUUAUCCGCUUGUCAGACGUAUAGAAAACAAAAUGGAGAAGACGCAUAUCAUGAAAUGCUAUCUGUAUUGAGAGACAAAUUAAUAAAAAGUUAUCAUAAGCCGAAACUUCGAAAUGAUUACGAUGAUGCAAUCGAUUUUGAUUCAAUUGUGAUGACUAUUUCAAAUCCAAAUCGACUUUAUCUUAUGAAGAAAAAUCAGAUGUAG